AACCCUAUUUGCGGCUCAGCCCGACCGCCGACUAGUUUUUUAUUUCUCCCGUCGAUCUUUACUCUCCCCUCCGCUGUGGACUUCUCCGACGACCGGCGGUCGGCCAUGGACUUCUCCGACGGAUGGCGGUCCCUCUGGCCCAUCGCUACCGUCUUCGCCGCCCCAAACCUCCUCUCCGGCGCUUUCUCCAAGCCUCUCGGUCCCCUCCUCUUCUUUCCCUCUUCUCCCCCUCUCCUCCUUCUCUCCUCCCGCUCCCUCGCCCUCCAAAUCCCUCCCCCUCUUCCCCCCUCCGCCCUCGUCGACGGCGUCCGCUCCUUCUUCGGUCGCACCGCCACCGCCGGCUUCCUCCCCUCUGCCGCCCAGGACUCCCUCGUCGCCGACCUCCUCUCCUACCCGUCCGGCUGCGGUGGCGACCACCCCAUCCCCUCCAACAACCUCCACGCCCUCCACUGCCGCGACGGCUCCUCCAUGGUUCUCUUCUUCCCAACCGGGAAAAACGCCGACUCGAUUGGUUACGUUGGUCUUUCCUUUAAAGGACUGACGCCGGAGAUAAGGGUUGAUCGAGAUGGGGAUGUCUUCAUGCAGAAGAAAGGGUUCAAGCAUCCCUGCCAUCGGAUCUUGAAGAUUUCGGUGGCGGCGGCGCCAUCGUCGUCCUGGUCGCCGGCGGCCGAUCUGGUAUCCGCAGGUAAGCCCCUUACCGAGGGUUUCUUGAUUGCCACCACUUUGUACUCCGUGAAUUGGUUUAGGGUUGAAACUAGGGCUUCGGAUUCUGGUCGGGAGAGGCCGUUCUUGGUUCCUCUGGCGAAGCAAGGGUUUAAGAGUUCGGUGGUGCAUGCUUGCUGGAGCCCUCAUAUCCCGGAGGAGAGCGUCGCUUUGUUAGAAAGUGGCGAUCUUUGUUGCUUCAAUCUUAAUUCUAAGCGUGGCCGCAUGGUUAGGGUUACAUUAGGCGUUGAUCCAGGGAAGUGGUUGAGCUGCGAGUAUGGUGGGCAGCCUGAGAUUUUGAUUAUUGCUUGUUCUACUGCUGUUGUUAUGGUUGAUCUGAGGUCCAAGAAAGACACUGAACACAAAAUCCUGGUUAAAAUUGAGAUGCUUGGUUCCUACUCUCUUGCACCUUUAUUGGAAAAGAAUGACAGAAUUCUUGCUUUUUGCCGGGCUGGAUUCAAUGAUUUCCACAUAUCAUUAGUGACUGAACGCCAGUUGUUUCUUUUUGAUGCACGGCAACCGUUGUUUCCCAUCUUGACAUGGGAUCACAGUCUUGAGCACCCUUCUUAUGUUGCAAUGUUCAAAUUGUCAGAAUUGAGGCCGUCUGAGGAUGAGUAUAAGUGGGCCUCAGACUCGGGAUAUACCAUCUUGGCAGGUUCAUUAUGGAGUAAUGAGUUUAGUCUGUUUUGCUAUGGGCUCAAGGAGAAAGGAACACUCAGUAAUUCUUUGCUUUAUGCUUGGGAUCUUCCUUCAUGUCUUUCUUUGUCGGCUAGGCCGUUUAGUUCUGGUGACAGCAUUGUAAGAGAGAUAUUUUAUAAGGAGAAUGUUUCCAAAAGUUCUGAGUGGCGACAGAGGAAGGACGUGGUUGUGGGCUUUUGUGUUGUCCCGAGUCAUCUCUUGAAUAGACAAUCAAAGUCUGCAGGCUUUUCUUUAAUUAGACUUACAUUGCCCGGUAGGUUGGAGAUUCAAAGAUACGAUUCUUCAUGGAACUUAUCUGGUGAAAAGCCAGAAACUUUGGAGCUCAAGGAUUCAAUUGUAUCUUGGAUGAGUGAGGAUGAUACAGUAUUUAAAAGAUAUAAUUUCUUUAAGUUAUUUUAUCUUUAUGACUAUAUAAAGAGCAAUCUUUUUAAUGCUUUGGUUAUGCAGAAUUCUCUUUCAAAUCAUAAGGAAACUAACAAAGUUUCCCUCAGUCAUGAUAUAGAGGAACUUAUUAGCAACAUUUUGAAGUUCUCUAAUGUCUCAAUUUCUGAUUUUGUAAGUGAUGCCAGCAUACCAACCAGCAUAUUUGAAAUUGCAUCUCGAAGAGUAUUAUCAUGUGUUCGGGCUGAUCAUUUACCUUUGGUCUUUAAAAAAUACUCAGAUUUAUUUGGAAAUCAGCGUGAUUCCUCCUUUGAAUUCUUAGAAGUUCCUAGCUGUUUGCCUCACAAUAGGUUGCUGCCUUUUUUUGUGGGGAAACCUUCAAUAAGAAGUGAGAAGUGGUCAAGCAAAGCAUCACCUUGGGAGGUUCUUGUUGGCCCGGUGCUACCGCUUUCAGUCCUUCUUGCACUUCAACAGAUUGACAGGGGGAUAAAUGACUCGCCUGAUGCAAUAGAUGAGCAAGAUGAUGACCCAUUGACCCUUCAGUGCAGAUCAAUUCUUGAACAUGUUUGCCCUGAAAUGUUCGUUGUUGAUAUUGGUAAUUGCAAUGGAUGGGGAGCUUCACAAGAGCAGCAAGGUGAGAAGCCUUUUUUCAUGUAUGAACCUGCAGAAGUUGGUAAUAAAUCAACUUGCAAUGGAGGAACCAGUGGUAUUUCUACACAUGCCAUAAAAGAAGAGCUAGCACAAACAGGUCACAUGAUGCGAAACUGCAAACUGCCUUAUAAAGUUGAAAAAUUUGACACAUUCAUUUGUGGAAUUGUAGAAAAAAAGUGCAAUCCAGAUUCUGGACAUGUUUCAUCUGGGCCUCAAAUGCUUGAUCUAAGCCCCAUAAGGUUGGAUUUUGAGCCAUUCAACAUGGUGUUUCAGUCAGCUGAGCAGAAAAUUUACAAGUGCUUAAAGAGACAGUUUUCAAAAUGGCAGGAAAAUUACAAACCAUAUCAAGAUUUCUGUUCUUCUUCCAAAAUUCCCAAGUUAGCUCAGUGAUCUCUUGACUUCUUGUUUUGUUGCAAACUUAGUUGGGAUGACACAUGACAAUGUGUUGUUGCUUACAUUACAAGUUUCUCCUCAGAAGGAAUGCCAAAAAGGAGAGUCCUUCAGUCACCAGAUAUGGAUCUUUGGCAGGAGUUGAUGAAUUGCACCAAUUAUUUACCAUAACCAUAACCUCCAACCUUUUCCAACUAUUUGGGAUUGACUUUAUAGAUCCUCAUUCGCCAAGUAUUCCAUCAAUUUUUUGAUAAAGGAGCACCCAGUGUUUCUUGCAUGGCAUGGCCAAGGAUUUGUUGGGGACUUUAUAACGGGUCAAGGAGGGCUUACUAUAAUGCUCUGUUCCUCUGUGUCCCUCUUGUAAGUCUCUCUUUUCCUCAUCCCAGUGACUAAUGCAAGUUGGCACAUUAUGAUAAACUUUUCACUCUGGCUUGUUCAUUAUUUAAAGCUCCAUGGUUACACUAAAUAGGAAAUUGAUCAUCAGAUUAUCCUGACUGAUCGAUAUCAUUGUUAUACGUGAAUCAAUUAUGAUCAUCUGAAUAUUUAAAUCAAAUUUUCAGAGUUUUAAACCCUUAUCCGAGGAAUGGCUUUUAUUUAUUUAUUUAUUUGAGAGCAAAAGUUUGGUAAUUUUUUGGCAGACAUUGUUAUUUUACCUUGGUCCAUUUGUUUUCAAGUCACAAAUGGUUUUUUUGGAGGUUGCAUGGAAAUUGCAGUUUCAUUUGUUCAAAUUAUCAGGAGGGAUUUUCAUUUCUUCAAGCAGGUCAUCUCACUCUGUCAUUCAUUGUCCUGUGUAUUUGCAGGCUGUGUGGAUUAUUUUUUUCCAAGGCUUCAGGUAUCACGAGCAUAAUGGGCAUAUACUCUCCCAGUGACUGGUGCUUCCGUUGUAAUCAUUGAUUACUUGGUGGAAGUAACUAAUGUGUUAACCCAGACAUUUCUGUUGGACUCCUCUGGAAUCUCUACCUCAAUAUCAACAGUAUUGCUCGUCUCCACCAUCAUUCAUGCUUUUGUCCUCCAUGACCUAUUCAUGAAUGACAUCUCAAUUGCCAUCGUCCAGGAGAGAGGAAUCUGGCACACCUGAGGGUUGUGAGCUCAGAUAUGAGAGACACUGAGGCUGCUAUCUAAAGAAACACUCCACAACUUAGGGUCAAUAUAUUUAUACUAUUUGCAUGAUAUGUUCAGAUCUUGUUCUCCGCUCAAUGAAGGAUGGUUAUCAUAAAGUGGCAUGCAAUCUUUCGCCAUAGCAUCUGCUGAUAAUUAGGAGAUGAAGACUGAUUGCAAAAAGCACUCUGCAUGGUACCUCGUGCAGCUUUGUUGGUUCAGGUGUUGUGCACUGCAUUUGGUUAUGAGAUUCAUAUGUAAGUCAAUUUAUGUGCAGUAUAUUCCAGGGUUCAAAUUUAUGAACCCUUUCCAGCCAUAUGCCUCUGCUUAGUGGGAGUUUGUUGUCUUUUCUUUUUGAAUAAUUCAACUUAACCAUUAGAUUUUGCUUUGUUGGUUGAGGAAAUGAUGCAUCAUCAUGUGUAGUCAACAAUUUAUUCAAUGUUUCUUCAUUACCUGAAAUUCCCUUAGAUA
Molecule: messenger RNA, 4392 nt
Organism: Phoenix dactylifera (date palm)
Lineage: Eukaryota; Viridiplantae; Streptophyta; Magnoliopsida; Arecales; Arecaceae
Source: RefSeq, a predicted model, not a curated record